Neoarius graeffei (lesser salmon catfish) is the source of this 3163-nucleotide messenger RNA. RefSeq lists its product as uncharacterized. Lineage: Eukaryota; Metazoa; Chordata; Actinopteri; Siluriformes; Ariidae. The coding region runs from base 1046 to 2797 and encodes 583 amino acids. The record is from RefSeq and is a predicted model, not a curated record. The transcript has 10 exons.
AGGGAGAGAGACAGCCUACGAGAGAGUGGCGAGAGUGAAGCUAAAGAGUGAGCGUGAUACAGAGAUUUUCGGUGUUAAUUUGAAAGUUAGGAGUGCACAAACCAGUGUGUAACUUGUGUUUUAUGAUUGUUUGCACGAAAAUCAGUGAGAAGAGAGACAAGCUGCAUGUUGAGAAACGGGAGGAAUUUCUACAUGAAGUUCAGAGACUGUUUACGUUUUGUGUUACCGCUAAUACUAACACUUAGCCACCUGGAAGUAUAAGCUUGAGUCAGUCCAUUACAAGUGAACAGACAUUUUCUAGUUAAAGUUUGACUCCAUCAGUUGAACUGUUUGAGGGGUUUAUCUGCUGCUUUCAACUUGAAGACAGAGAAGAAACCCAGACAGAGCUUAGAGCAACCAGGACUGCACUCGUGAGUUCUUCUGGCAAUGUGGGAGGAGAAAAGAGAAACCGACAGAGUCUGUGGUGAGAUGCUGAUCUGAUGCUGAGCCUGCACCUGUAACUGUGGGAGGAAGGACGGGACUGGAAAAUUAACUCAGGACCCAAAGCUCCACCCUUCAAAAAAUAAACUUAUGAGCACGAGAUACGUCACGCGACCUCGUGACGUAUGUUUCAGAAUAACACAGUGGCAUAGUCGUUGCACCUGGACUGAAGUGCUGAAAGUAAUUUGAGUUGAUUUAGUUACUUACAAAGACUGAGUCCAGAGUUUUUGCCUACAGUCUCCAGCCAUGCCUACUCAGUGUAUAAUUGCAGGUUGUAGCAAUACAUAUAAAGACGGAGUAAGCUUUCAUCGCUUCCCCAAAGAUGAGACCAUCAAAAAGGUAUGGGUCAAGAAGGUGAGGCUGACGCGAGCGAAAUGGAAGGGACCAUCGGCCUCCAGCUCACUGUGCAGUGAACACUUUGCUGACUCAGACUUUCAGGACUCGGGGAGCUAUUACACGCAAUUCGGCAUGAGGAAAAAAAAAACUCCUGAAGUCCACAGCCAUACCCAACGUAACGCUGGGAGUAAAGCGCUCACCAAAACCUCAGCCAACAAGAUCUGCUUGGAUGAAGAGAGAGAGGAAGAGGGUGUUGGAAGAAGCACUUUCAGGUGUGCAAACCGACCAGGCUUCUCCACAUCAAUCCGAGUCAGAACAUGAACCGGGAUGCAGCAGUUGGAUUGAGCAACCUGACACUAGCAGGCAAUCUAGCCAGUCUGCCGGUACCCAGACAUGGGUCCCUACCAGUUCUACGGGAACCCAAACAUGCAGGUCUGCCACAUCAUAUGCAAAGCGUAUCCAGGUGUCAGUACAGACACGUGAUGCUUGGACACAAUACAUUGCACUGGAUGUGACUGGAAGGAGCAGAGGGAGCUUUUGCGACCUGUCAGAGGAGGAAGAAGACCAGAUGGACUUUGAAGAGGCGAGGGAGGAGGAGAAAGGCGCAAUAUCUUCCGACUUCACACCUGGCGGUGAUUCCGACCCUGAGUCUUCUGAUAGCCAAAGCACGCCUGAGAGACCCACACAAAGGCUUCGGAAAUUACAAGGUGGAAGAGCUCCUUCAGUCGAAGUGAGGCACAACAGGCUUAUUCCUCCCCAUGAGGACACUAAGUACAUUGUGUUUGAGACAAAGCUCCUGGACCUCUUCAAGCUCUGCCGGGAUUGCAGGUCAGGCAAUGUCUGCAUCAGCAAAAGACUCAUGGGCACACUACUGAUUAUAACUGUGGAGUGUUACUCAUGCACCAGCACAAACAAGUGGGAAAGCCAGCCUUUCUAUCAAAGUCGUCCAGCAGGAAAUUUGCUGCUAUGUGCUGCAACUCUAUUUGCUGGAGGAAGCUGGAUGAUGAUGUGGCGCAUCCUUUCCCAUCUAAGACUCGUUUGUAUUGCUGACCAGACCUUCUAUACCAUCCAAAGAGACAUCCUGCAACCAGCCAUUGAGUGCCGAUGGUCAGAGGAACAACAGCGAGUCGUUGGACAGCUGCAGUCAACCGGUACCCCUCUUGUUAUCGCCAGCGAUGGACGGGCUGACAGCCCAGGCCACUCUGCCAAAUUUGGGGUGUACACUGGACUGGAGGCCACCCUCAACAAGAUUGUCGAUCUGGAACUGGUGCAGCUCGAAGGAUUCAAAAGACUCCAGGGUUUCCUGUCUCACCAUGGACUGCAGAUUGGUAAACUGAUCACCGAUCGCCAUCGUCAACUGGCCAAGCAUGUCAGGGAAAACCUACCACACGUCUUGCAUACGUAUGAUGUCUGGCAUAUAGCAAAAGCUGUCCAAAAGAAAGUCCAUGCUCUCGCUAAACAGAAGAACUGUGACGAUCUUCUUGGUUGGGAGAAGAGCAUCAACAACCAUGUGUAUUGGGUUGCAUCUUCAACUCGGGACCAAGAAGAGGAGCUUCGUGGUGCAAAAUGGAAUUCCUUGGGAAACCACAUACAGGGGAUCCACUGUGGACAUUCAGCCAUCUUCCCAACCUGUCUUCAUGGAGACCUACAGGAAGAAAGAGCCAAGAAUUGGCUCAAGCCAGGCACAAAAGUGGCCGAAAAGUUUGAUGACAUCAUCAAUAAUACAACCUUGGUGAAGGACAUCAAGAAAAUGUCAUCAGGUCACCAGACAUCUCUUGAAUCCUUCCAUAGUGUCAUCAAUCAAUUUGCGCCAAAAAUGAAGUCGUACAGAUAUCAUGGCAUCCUCAGCAGGAUUCAUUUGGCAGCACUACACUACAAUGCAAACAGUGACAGACAGCAGGCAAGGACAAGUAAAGGGGACUGUAGCGAAGAUUGCGUGUGGGUGGAGCACAGAGGACGGCAGGACAGAGAUCAGGUUUAGCUCUCGGCUUUAUUGCCACACUUUUCAGGUUUACAAUAAUGCUCAACAAAUAGCGAGAGAGACACACACACAGCGUCUCGUCCGGGGAUGCUCCCCUCUGCUCUCGCUCUCCCUCCUUAAAUAGGGCGGUUUACUGGGGAGAACACACAAAACACAGGUUAAUGACACUCAGGUGAAGCGAUUCUGCCACUUACCUUCCCCAGCUCCGCCCUCCUGUCACAGACCGGUGCUUGACCACGCCCCCGCUGCCACAUACCCCCACCGCCCGACUCAGGCCGGGCGCCCGUCCGGCCCGCAGCCGACUCCCCCCCCCCCCCCCCCUUGACGGGAGAGGAAGUCCGCCACGACCAUCUGCGCCCCCGGCCU